Messenger RNA from Sorghum bicolor (sorghum), 1354 nucleotides. Its product is annotated as protein EXORDIUM. Bases 109 to 1125 code for a protein of 338 amino acids. The transcript has a single exon. Lineage: Eukaryota; Viridiplantae; Streptophyta; Magnoliopsida; Poales; Poaceae. The record is from RefSeq and is a predicted model, not a curated record.
CUCCUGGCCACUCUAGACCACACCCACACGGACACGGCCACACCACCAGUAGUGUGCACUAGUGCUCCACUCGCUAGUCUAGAGUCUAGACUACUCCCAGUCGAGGCAAUGGACUCCUCUUCCAGCAGCUUCCGCCUCAGAGACGCUCUGAUCCUGCUUCUGCUGGCGUUUCUCAGCAUGGCACGGCACGCCACGGGAGCCGCGGCCAGCCCAGGCAGCAGGAGGCUCAUGGAGCUGUACAAGCCGCCGCCCAGCGACCUCCUACGGUACCACGACGGCGCCGUGCUGAGCGGCGACAUCCCCGUCUCCGUGCUCUGGUACGGCCGCUUCACGCCCGCGCAGAAGGCCAUCGUCACCGACUUCCUCCUCUCCCUCUCCUCUGCCCCGCCGCGGGGGUCACCGUCGUCGUCCCCGGCCCCGUCCGUUGCGCAGUGGUGGAGCAACAUCAACCAGCUCUACCUCUCCAAGGCGGCGACCGUCAGCAAGAACGGCGCACACGGCGGCGGCGGCAAGAACGCGCGGGUGGUCCUGGCCGCCGGCCAGGUCUCGGACGAAGGGUGCUCGCUGGGGAAGAGCCUGACGCUCGCCCAGCUCCCGGCGCUGGCGGCACGCGCCGCGGCCGCGAAGGGCGGCGGGCUCGCGCUGGUGCUCACGGCGCAGGACGUGGCGGUGGAGGGCUUCUGCAUGAGCCGGUGCGGCCACCACGGGUCCAACGGCGGCUCGCGCGCGUGGGCGUGGGUCGGGAACCCGGCCACGCAGUGCCCCGGGCAGUGCGCGUGGCCGUUCCACCAGCCGGCGUACGGGCCACAGGCGCCGCCGCUGGUGCCGCCGAACGGGGACGUGGGCAUGGACGGCGCGGUGAUCACCGUGGCCAGCAUGGUGGCCGGCGCGGUCACCAACCCGUUCGGGGACGGCUUCUACCAGGGCGACCGCGGCGCGCCGCUGGAGGCCGCCACGGCGUGCGCGGGCGUGUACGGCACGGGCGCGUACCCCGGGUACGCCGGGCAGCUGCUGGUGGACGCGGCGACGGGCGGCAGCUACAACGCGCACGGCGCGCGCGGGAGGAAGUACCUGCUCCCCGCGCUGUACGACCCCGACACGGGUGCCUGCUCCACCUUGGUUUGAAGAAAGGGACGCGCGGCGGCGCCGUGGCUUGGCAUGCGUCACCGUCAGUGGGUGAUACAGUGAUGAUAAUGCGCCUGUGUUUGUGUAUUACCAACUCAGCGUAUGUAUAUACGGAGUAGUAUUUGACGGUUGGGUAACUGUGAAGUAAGUACUCUGUUUCGUGAAGUUUGUUCUGUCUGCCUCAUCAUAAAAAAAGAGAGAUAAAUCAGUCGACUUUACUCUAAAAAAA